UUCAAACUUUCACUUAUCUUUGUUUUAUCAUCUAGUAUCGAAUAGAUAGUUCACGAUAGUUGCGCCAUGGACAAGAAAACUAUUGGAAUCUUGGGAGGUGGUCAAUUGGGCCGUAUGGUGGUAGAAGCUGCCAACCGUCUUAACAUUAACACAGUUAUCUUGGAUGCCCCCAACUCUCCUGCGAAACAGAUCAACGCAGUGAGUGACCAUGUUGAUGGCUCUUUCACACACUAUGAGUCUAUUGUCAAGUUGGCUGAAAAGUCUGAUGUCUUAACUAUUGAAAUCGAACACAUUGAUGUUGAUGCCUUGAAAAGAGUCCAACAAAAGUUCCCCCAUGUUCUGAUCUAUCCAUUACCAGAAACCAUCAAGUUGAUCCAGGACAAGUAUUUGCAGAAGGAGCACUUGAUCUCACACGAAGUAGCCGUCACUGAAUCGCUUCCAGUGUUGGAAAACACUGAGGAAGCCUUGUUGAAGAUCGGUGAAGCUUUUGACUAUCCAUUCAUGUUGAAGUCCAGAACCUUGGCUUAUGAUGGUAGAGGCAACUUUGUAGUUAAGAGUGCUGAAUACAUCAAGGAUGCUCUUGAAUUCUUGAAAGACAGACCUCUUUAUGCAGAGAAGUGGUGUCCUUUUGUCAAGGAGUUGGCUGUGAUGGUUGUCAGAUCCUUGGAAGGUGAGGUCUUCGCCUACCCCACUGUGGAAACCGUCCACCAGGACAACAUCUGUCAUUUAGUGUAUGCUCCAGCAAGAAUUCCAGAUACUUUGGCGAAGAAAGCGUCCAUUUUGGCCAACAAUGCCGUGAAGUCUUUCCCAGGCUGUGGUAUUUUCGGUGUGGAAAUGUUCUUGUUGCCUAAUAAUGAAUUGUUGAUUAACGAAAUUGCACCAAGACCUCACAAUUCCGGCCACUACACUAUAGAUGCUUGCGUAACUUCCCAAUUUGAAGCCCAUGUCAGAGCUGUUGCUGGUUUGCCAAUGCCAAAAGGAUUUACCGAAUUCUCUACUACUUCAACCAAUGCUAUCAUGUUGAACGUCUUAGGUGACAAGGAAGUGGCCAAUAAGGAGUUGGAAAUCUGCCGUAGAGCUUUGGAAAUCCCACAUGGCACUGUCUACUUGUAUGGCAAGGCUACUAGACCAGACAGAAAAAUGGGACACAUCAACAUCGUCUCCUCCUCAAUGGAAGACUGCGAAAACAGAUUGUCAUACAUUUUAGGUGAAUCAACUGAAAUACCAGCUAGUUUGAUUCCAAAAGAAAAGCCAUUGGUAGGUAUAAUAAUGGGCUCUGAUUCCGAUUUGCCUGUCAUGUCUGUUGGUGCUAAUAUCUUGAAGACGUUCGGUGUUCCAUUCGAGUUGACUAUUGUCAGUGCACACAGAACCCCACACAGAAUGUCGCAAUAUGCCAUCGACGCCCCCAAGAGAGGUUUGAAGGUCGUCAUUGCUGGUGCCGGUGGUGCUGCCCACUUGCCGGGUAUGGUUGCUGCCAUGACACCAUUGCCCGUUAUCGGUGUUCCUGUGAAGGGUUCCACAUUGGACGGUGUUGAUUCGUUACACUCCAUUGUGCAGAUGCCUAGAGGUAUUCCGGUUGCCACUGUUGCUAUCAACAACAGUACCAACGCUGCGUUGUUGGCAAUUAGAAUCUUGGGUGCCUAUGACCCCAGAUGGUUGAACGAAAUGAACCAAUACAUGACUAACAUGGAAGAAGAAGUCUUAGGCAAAGCUGAAGUCUUGGAGGACAUUGGCUACGAAAAGUACUUGACCGAUAAGUUGAAGAAGUAACGUAUAUAGAUUAUACGGCAACGACGUUAAUCAUCGGUUAACAGUUGAUAGAUCAUCAAUAUUAAUGUUAUUAAUCAGAAUAUAAAAUCAGUUUAUGAGAACUAAAUAAAUCUUGUAAAAAUGCUGUGAUUUAAAAAUGAAUGAAAGUUAAACUAAUGUACAUUGGUUUGGUGGAUGCAAAAUGUGUUCAUGGCAAUGCGGAUGCAAAAAUGAUGACGUUAUAGCCUGGAAGAGACGAAAAUAGUUAGGAUGUCAGUUGGUAUACCAGCCUCUAGAUCAACUGGUAAAUCAAUUUCUCGAUCACUUCCGGCUAUCUAGAACUUAAGAGUCUUGUUUCCACCCUUCUUGUUCUUGAUCUGCUUCUUCUUGUAUAUCUGCUUUCUGGAGUCUCUCCAUCCGGAAGUGCUAACCUUCUUAGAGUCCUUUUCUUCGACGUCCAUAGUGUCUUCCUUUGGUUCGGUACCUUCUUCGGCAGCAGCAGCCUUUUUGGCUUCCUCUUGCUUCUUGGUGGCAUCAGCCAUCUUGUCAGCUAAUCUCUUAUUUCUUUCAUCAACAAAGUUGGAGAACACGCCCUUUCUCUUGAUAGACUUGGCUCUCAACUUGGACUUAGAUCUCAAUGACUUUCCCAUAGCUGCUGU
Molecule: messenger RNA, 2408 nt
Organism: Scheffersomyces stipitis CBS 6054
Lineage: Eukaryota; Fungi; Ascomycota; Pichiomycetes; Serinales; Debaryomycetaceae
Gene: ADE2
Product: phosphoribosylaminoimidazole carboxylase
Exons: 1
Coding region: 67-1770 (567 amino acids)
Biological process (GO): 'de novo' IMP biosynthetic process
Molecular function (GO): phosphoribosylaminoimidazole carboxylase activity; metal ion binding; ATP binding
Source: RefSeq, a predicted model, not a curated record